Lepisosteus oculatus (spotted gar) is the source of this 9349-nucleotide messenger RNA. RefSeq names its product histone deacetylase 4 (gene hdac4). Lineage: Eukaryota; Metazoa; Chordata; Actinopteri; Semionotiformes; Lepisosteidae. Gene Ontology annotation, biological process: negative regulation of transcription by RNA polymerase II. Gene Ontology annotation, molecular function: histone deacetylase activity. The record is from RefSeq and is a predicted model, not a curated record.
AUCUGUCAGUGAGUGACUCCUUCGCUGGCGCACUCUCCAACGGGAAUUAAAUACAUUACUUUUUUCAGACUGGAGUGACCGCCUCCUGGGGCAGGUAGGUUAGCAGUUGUGAAAACGGUCCAAAAUUUAAAACAAAGGCAGUCCUUGGACUGUUUUUACUUGGAGCGGAUUACCAGUGCGCUGAGGACGACGUCUCUUUGGAGUUUAUACAGCGGAUGGUGUCCACCUCCUAUGUCUCCAAGGAGCACUGAGGCUCUCUGAGGUUAUCUUGUCUGCUGGGCUGCUCCCCCUUCCCCUGCCCCCGUCCACUCUAAAGGUUGCCCUCACAGUGGAAUCAGCAGUCUACAGGACACAACCUCUACAAUGAGCUCCAAAAACCAUCCAGAUGGACUUCCUAGCAAAGAGCAGCCCUUGGAACUUUUGAAGCCAUCUGGAAUUAACCACAUUCCCCCUUCUGUUGAUGUGAGCGCAGCACUGCCUCUGCAAGUUUCCCCAACUGCAAUUCCCAUGGACCUGCGGGUGGAUCACCAGUUCUCCCUUGCCUCUGCUGACCCGAGCCUGCGGGAGCAGCAGCUGCAGCAGGAGCUCAUUGCGCUCAAGCAGAAGCAGCAGAUCCAGAGGCAGCUCCUCAUCGCCGAGUUCCAGCGACAGCACGAGCAGCUCUCUCGCCAGCAUGAGGCCCAGCUCCAAGAGCAUGUCAAGCAUCAGCAGGAUAUGCUAGCCCUGAAGCAUCAGCAGGAGUUGCUGGAGCACCAGCGCAAAAUGGAGAAACACCGCCAUGAGCAGGAGAUGGAAAAACACCAGAGGGAGCAGAAACUGCAGCUUCUCAAAAACAAGGAACGUGGCCAAGAAAGUGCAGUGGCUAGUACAGAAGUGAAGAUGAGACUCCAGGAGUUUGUGCUUAACAAGAAGAAGGCUUUGGCACAGAGAAACCUCAACCACUGCAUGCCAAAUGACCCCCGCUUCUGGUAUGGGAAAACACAGCACAGCUCUUUGGACCAGAGUUCUCCGCCUCAGACCGGGAUUUCAGCCACUUACAAUCACCCGGUUUUGGGAAUGUAUGAUCCCAAAGAUGACUUCCCACUUCGAAAAACAGCAUCUGAACCAAACCUGAAGCUGCGAUCCCGACUAAAGCAGAAAGUAACCGAAAGGAGGAGCAGUCCUCUGUUACGAAGAAAAGAUGGCCCCGUCACCACUGCAAAAAAGCGUCCCCUGGAUGUUGCAGAAUCUGCAUGCAACAGUGCUCCUGGUUCUGGACCAAGCUCUCCUAAUAACAGCUCCAACAACAUCACUACAGAGAAUGGGAUUGCGGGAUCUGUGUCCAGCAGCCCAGCUGAGCUUCUUGGUCUUCUGCUCCAGCCAUCCUUAGCUCACAGACUUGUGAAUCGGGAAGGAUCAGUGAAUCAGCUGUCUCUGUACACAUCACCUUCUCUACCCAAUAUCACAUUAGGAUUGCCAGCCACUGGGCCAUCUAGUGUGGCCACUGGCCAGCAGGAAGGCGACAGAUUGGCCGUUCCAGCUCUCCAGCAGGGCUUGCCUAUAACCACUCCCUUCAUCCCCAGUGCGCAUUUGCCAUCAUACCUGAGCGCUUCUCCACUAGACAGGGAUGGGGGCACCACACACAACCCCCUUAUACAGCACAUGGUUUUGUUGGAGCAGUCUGCAGCACAGAACCCCUUGGUUACUGACUGGUAUGUUUCAGGCCUGGGCGCCUUGCCCCUCCACGCUCAGUCACUUGUCGGGGCCUCAGCUGCUGGGGGCGAGAGGGUGUCACCCACCAUCCACAAGCUGAGGCAGCACCGCCCUCUAGGCCGCACACAGUCUGCCCCCCUGCCCCAGAACGCCCAGGCCCUGCAGCAGCUCGUAAUCCAGCAGCAGCAUCAGCAGUUCCUGGAGAAACACAAACAACAGUUCCAGCAGCAGCAACUCCAUAUCAACAAGAUGAUCACAAAGCCGAGUGAGCCAAGUAGGCAGCACGAGAGCCACCCUGAGGAGACAGAGGAGGAGCUGAGGGAGCACCAGGCCCUGCCUGACCAGGCGUGUGGGGCCAGCGAGGUGAAGGAUGGCUUGCCACAUGGAGUACGGGUCAAGCAAGAGCCUCUGGAGAAUGAGGAGGAGGAGCAGCAGCAGGAGGAGCUGGAGCAUCGCAAGAGGCAGGCCGAGCAGGAGCUCCUCUUCAGGCAGCAAGCCCUCUUACUAGAGCAGCAGAGGAUCCACCAGCUGAGGAACUACCAGGCCUCACUGGAAGCUGCCGGGCUGUCUGUGAACUUCGGAGGCCAUCGCCCCCUGUCCAGAGCACAAUCAUCCCCCGCUUCUGCCACCUUCCCUAUCACCGUCCAGGAACCCCCCACCAAACCACGCUUCACCACUGGCCUGGUGUAUGACAGCCUGAUGCAGAAGCACCAGUGCAUGUGUGGCAAUACCAACACACACCCGGAGCACGCCGGCCGCAUCCAGAGCAUCUGGUCCCGUCUGCAGGAGACCGGCCUGCGCGGGAAGUGUGAGUGUAUCCGUGGAAGGAAAGCCACUCUGGAAGAGCUGCAGACAGUCCACUCAGAAGCCCACGUCCUGCUCUAUGGAACAAACCCACUCAGGCAGAAAUUGGACAGUUCUGUGACACCCAUGUUUGUGAGGCUGCCCUGCGGUGGUAUCGGAGUGGACAGUGACACAAUCUGGAAUGAAGUUCACUCCUCCAGUGCCGCCCGGUUAGCUGUAGGCUCUGUCAUCGAGCUCGUCUUCAAAGUUGCCUCUGGAGAGUUGAAGAAUGGCUUUGCAGUUGUCCGACCCCCUGGCCACCAUGCAGAGGAGAGCACUCCAAUGGGAUUUUGCUACUUCAACUCCGUGGCCAUUGCUGCAAAACUUCUGCAACUCAGACUCAAUGUUAGCAAGAUCUUAAUAGUAGAUUGGGAUGUUCACCAUGGCAAUGGAACACAACAAGCUUUCUAUGGUGACCCCAAUGUUCUUUACGUGUCUCUCCACCGCUACGAUGAUGGCAACUUCUUUCCAGGCAGUGGAGCACCUGAAGAGGUUGGCAUUGAUGCAGGAGUGGGAUUUAAUGUCAACAUGGCUUUCACUGGGGGACUGGAGCCUCCUAUGGAGGAUGCUGAGUACCUAGCAGCUUUCAGGACUGUGGUAAUGCCCAUUGCAAAUGAGUUUGCUCCUGAUGUCGUUCUGGUUUCUUCAGGAUUCGAUGCUGUGGAGGGACACCCAUCCCCGCUUGGAGGAUACAAAGUGACAGCUAAGUGUUUUGGCUACCUGACGAAGCAGCUGAUGGGAUUGGCUGGGGGCCGUGUAGUGCUAGCUUUGGAAGGGGGUCAUGACCUCACCGCCAUUUGCGAUGCAUCCGAAGCAUGUGUUUCUGCUUUACUGGGAAACGAGCCUGAUCCCUUUCCACAAGAUGUCCUUCAGCAGAGGCCUAAUCCUAAUGCGGUGCGAUCCAUGGAAAAGGUCCUGGAAAUUCACAGUAAAUACUGGCGAUCCGUGCAGCGCUUUGCGUCUACGGUCGGCUACUCUGUGAUCGAAGCUCAGAAGUGUGAAACCGAGGAAGCGGAGACUGUCACAGCCAUGGCCUCUUUAUCAGUCGCAACCAAACAGAUGGAGAAAAGGCCAGAGGACGAACCGAUGGAGGAAGAGCCACCAUUGUAGUGGCAAGAAGGGAGCUCUUCUGGGAUGUUUACUCCUCAGAGAUUCACCUUGGUCUCUGACACAGCUCUGCCGAGGACGUCCAUUUGAUUUUUUUCCCUCGCCGCGCCAUUGUCCCAUUGUGGUGUCUCAUCUGGGAUCAGGCGUGAAAGAGAGUGGGAGCUAAAUGGAUGGAAAAAAAACCAACAACAAAGUUUGCCGUUUAUUCUGUGGUCCGAAAUAAAGGGCAGCCUACAGCCAGUUUCGGGCAGAGUUCAUGGAUAGAUUUUUUUGAAAAUGGGAUACAUUAAAAUGUAGAUGUGAAAGCUGGUGCUUUUGAACUUUCUCAUGGUUAAACAGUCUCAAGGCAGGUUUGACCGUUACUACACGUGGUUGUGUUUUUUUUUCUUUUUAUAAUAAAUAUGGAUCUCAUAAUGUUCAUAUAAUUGAUAGUUAUUGCUUACAAACAUUGCUGUGAUUGUUGAAAAUGAAUAAGACACUUUCCAAGGGAGAGGAGGCAGCUGAAGGACUGGGCUUCUGGCUCAAGUUUUAAUAUAUUUGGAAGAAUGAGAGUUUGUGCCUUUUUUAGACCUGAUGGAUUUCAUGAUGAAUUCAGAAGAACAUUGCCUUAAACGAGUUACAUAACAGAACAAUUCUUUGUUUUUUCCUCCUUUUCACAUGCAACAUUGCAGUGCCCAGUCUGUGGCAGUGAAAAAGAAAAAAAAAGAGACAAAAGAAGACUUCGGCAUGUUUACGAGGAAUGUGGUGUAGACAAGUUUGUGUUUCAGAAAGUCUCUGAAAGUUUUUUUUGUUCUUUUAUUUUUGCUGUAUAUUUAAAAACAAGUUUGUAAGGUAGUUGCCAUCUGUAAAGAGGCAAACAUUGUUGGAACACUUUAAAUUAAACCUGCUGUGAUUUUUAUAAUUAGUAUUGCCUUAUGUAGCUCACCAUAUAAACACUUGACCAAAUAAUUGUUUUCUUUUAAAAGCAUGUACUGUAAUAAAGUAACUUGCCAUCAGCAAAAUUAGAAUGCCAUUAAAAAAAAAAUAUUAAAACAAAAAACCAAAGCAUGAGAAUUUGCUUCCAGCUCGAGAUUUGUUCCACUAGUAACUUCAGUUUUAGGAAAGCAAUGCUAUUUGCCUUUGUAAACAUUGUUUUUCUUACAAAGUAUGUAGUUCAUUUUUAUAAAAAUGUUGAACUGCCAACAUUAAUAUUUUUGUCAGAAUUUAGAGCCUUUCAGAAUAAUUGCAUUGAAAUUCAGUAUCAAGUGUUCGGAAUUUAAUCUUGUUCAGAUUAUUCUAAUAAAGUAAAAAUGUAAAACUGCAAUCAACAGGUUGAUUCAAGAUCUAUUUAAUGUUCUCAAGUGCAAAUCAUUAAUGCUGACUUCCUUGGAAUUCUAUCAAAUUAAUUUCCAAACGUUUGAAAGAGUUUUCAUUUCUUUGGAUGCAGUAAUUUUCAGUAUCUCUCACUGAAAUUUUUCCUGUUCCAGUAAAGCUUGAUAUUUCCUGUGUUUUGGCCUGUGCUACCAAAAUUAAAAUGCACUGAAAAUUCCAGAAAAGGUGCAAAGUUUCACGGUUGUAUAGGUGCUACCAACUGUGAAUGUGUUACAUGGCUUUAUCAGGACGUGGCUUAAUUUUAGCAGCAGAUGGAAUAAGUGAAACUGAAUUUGGUGGGGCCAUAAAACUACUAUUUCAGAUAACCUGCAUGAAAUGUAGAAGAUGCGUAUGUACUGUACUAUAUACAUUUAAAACACACUUAACAUUUAGAGAUUUUACUUAACAUUGUCUGAUACUUAACAGUACAGAUUAAAGAGGUGGAGCCUUUCUUUUUUUAGGAGGUCAAAUUUAAAUAAAGCCAACUUAUGUUUAGCCACUUGGCAACUACCUUAAGCAUUAUUUUCUUGGAGUUCAGUUGUGAUCAUGAUCAAUUAAAUUGUAACUUAUAAAUAUGUUGGAAAACUUCAAAGCAAGGAACGAAGAGAUAAUUGUUCUGAUUGUUUUUAUAAUUAUAAUUCCAUGUCACACAAAGAGUUGUUGUAAUGACAGUUCCACUUUUUUCCCCAUUAUUAUUUUUCAUGUUUCCUUUUUAUCAGUGAAUUCUCUUGUUUCCAUAUCUGUACCUUUUGACUUGUACAAUGUUUCACUUAUUUUAUUUUAUUUUUUGUACUUUUUUAUUUUUUUCUUUCUUGUACAGUUGCAAAAUGCAUUCUACAUUCUUAAGGAAGCGUGACCAUUUUGUUCACAUUCUCAAGAAGCAAACUUUUCAUUAGUCGGGUUUGGGGUGGGGCAGGUAGGGGUGGGUGUGGGGAGGCUAAAGUUGUUUCUACUUUGUAUAAUGAUUCCAACAAUUGUGUAUUUACUAUAUGUUCUGUUCAUAGUAGAUUUAUAUAUGGAAAAAAUAUAUUAUAUAUAAAAAAGCAAAAGAUGCAAUCUUGUUAAAAAAUAGUAUUGCAAGGUGAUAACACCCAUAUAUCUCAAGCUAGGCUGGUGAUGCUCUUUUUGGUAUUUUUUACUGCACUGUUAAAGGCUGCCAUGGAAUAAGGAUAUAAAGUAGCAUUAUAUAUGUUGUUUCUUUUACUCUUUUCAGAGAAAUGGUUCCCAAUUCAAGCCUAGCAAUGGCUUUAAUGACUGUCAAAAUGUACUCCUCCCACUACAUAAUUAAGUGACAAGGGCAAGGCUGUUUUGUUUAAAAACUGUUUAUAGUGGUAGAGUCACUGAAAACCUGCUGAAAAUACAGGCUUAUAUUUUGGCUUUGGACAAAAUAAAUAAGAUGGCUUUGUAAAAUAAAAUUAAUUAGAAGCAAUCUUAACAUGGAAGGUGCCUGCUAAAGCAAUGUUUGCUAGCAGAUACUGUAUAAGGGAGCUGUUUGCCAGUAAUGUGUUCCUUUUCAGCAGGAAAGCAGAUUUUUCUCAUCCAUUGAGUUCAUGGAAAUUGGCAUCUUUGUAGUGGGCUUUUACAAUGGGAAAGUGUCAGAACAAGGUAUGAAAAUGUAAAAUACACUACUGCUGUUUUGAAAUGUUAUGCUAUGAAAUUCCAAGCUUGGGUAAUUUAAUGUGUUUCUGCAGAGAUUAUUUGAACAUUUCUUCUUCAGUUUCUUUUUUUUUUACAAAAUGAAUUCUCCCAUAGCACUUUUUAAAAGCUAAGAUUAACUCUAUCCAUUAAUAAUGUUCACAAUGGAGUGUUUUUGUAGCUACAAUAUUGAUCCGACUUAAAUUAAAAAUCACUUUCUCGACCUUUUCCCUAAAAUGAAUCAGAAUAUAAAAGGAAGAUGCUUUAGCGUCCUAUAAGGUUGAUUUUUGGUAAUAUUAGCAUGUUGUCUGAGUUUCAGUAGUGGUUGAAAGUUAAGCCUUCAAUAUCACUUUAUGGCAUAUCAGCAUGGUGUAGUGUUGUGCUGAUGGUUAUCAUUGUCAAAAGUGUUACAUCAAAAAUAUUUUAUGGAGUUCCUUAAACCAUUUCCAAAACUAGUUAGAUAUAACUUACCAUUUAACCUGUUUUAACUAAACCAGCUAGUUCGAACUACUUGAGUAACUUUGCAGGGAUGUGUGUUAAUGUUGCCUGGUAGAAAUUGACUAAGGCCACUCACACUGUGCUGACUUAUUUUACCACAGAUAACUAAACCAGAACAUUGCCUAUACUUGCAUUGCAAAAAAUAUCUUCUACAUCCACAUGAGCUGAAACUUUAAUAUUGACCACUUUGUAUAAUCUGACGUUGUUUAUAUGGUUGUUUAAGAAGGCAUGACAGAUAAUACAAUCCCUUUUGUUUUUGGUUCCUGUUAAUACGUCUGAUGUUGCCAUCUUCAUAUGAAAUAUUUGCUAUUUAUCAGCAUGUGUUAUUGUCAAGAAAUACUAGAGAAUACUGCUUAUUUUAAAGUUUCUAAGGUUGCAACCACUGGUUGACAUUUUAUGGGAAAACAUGAUUACUAACUAGACAACCCUUAACAGGCCACCCCCGCAUGCUAGUCCUUACUUAAAGACUAAUAAUAAAAUGUUUAGCUCACUUUAGCUCAUUUAAAAUACUUUUUGCCACAUUUCUGUGUUUUUACGUUUGUACGGAUUUUCCAUCGAAAAACAUUUUUAUCAUAAAAUAAUGAGAGUAACUUUGUUUCAGACUGUCCCUUUUGUGUCUGAGAUCAGACUCACUGACAGAAACUGAUUUUAUUGCUUCUUUCCCUUGAGAAACCGCUUUAUUAACCUUAGGGAACUAAAUGUCUGAGUGUUUACCAUAUUAAUAUCCAUUAUUUAACAAGUAAAAAGUUCAGAAAUAGAAAUCUGUAGGCGUAGAACUAACAGAUUAAGACAAUUAUUUUUAAGUCAAAAUACUGUUACAUGAGUUCCCAAGGUAAUGGAGAUGUAUGUCAUAUUACGUUUAAAGCAGUCAUGCAAGAAAUUUAGUGGUGCUUUACAAUUUUAUAAAUAUAGGAACUCCUAGGGUGCCACAUACAGUACAUAGCCUGUUGCUAAUGCAUGAAUUCUAAUGAAUUGAAUAGCAUUCUAUUAAGCAUCCCUGGUCUGAAUUUUGGCUAAGGUAAAUUAUAGAUCUUAAGUGGAAAUGAUUUUCUGUUGUCUACAGGACACAAACCGAAAGUGGGUAUUUGGAAAUUGCUUAAGGCUGAUCAGGCUGGCCCACAGUAGCUUGUGGUAGCUCCACAGUGUUCACUGGCUUGAGUUUUCUUGGUAUAAGAAUUUUCUGGUAGUACAAUGUGGGCUGUAGGGUGAAAAUCUAGUAGCAAGAAAGGAGUCAAGAGAAAGAUUGUUCAGUGAAAAGCUUAUAAAUUGAUUCAAAAGGAUUCUUUUAAAUGAUCUCAUUUUUUAAAGGCCUUCAUGUGAAAUUAAAUGUGCUUGAGUACAAUGUGGUCAAAAUAUUAUAUAUUUCACAAAGCGGAAGAGCUUCACCCCUGCCUUGCAUUUUUUGGAAGCCGAACAUAACUUUAAUUGUGUAUAAACAGGUGAAAGAGAAAUGUUGCAUACUGAAGUGCUGGGACACCACAUUUGCGAGAGGUUAACCUAAAACAACAGUCUUAAACACCAGUCAGUAAAUAGGUGCAGUUCUGUUAUGUUUACAGCCCUAAAAUGCAACAACUUCCUCAUCAGCCUUUUGUUGCUUUUGAGAAGUCUGUAGCUGAAACAUAACGCCAUAUAUUCCCCAUGCCAGCCUGUAAAACAAGAGGUCUGGGGGAACAUUUUGCAAUAACAGUCUGAGCAAUGGCACACAUUGCGUUUUGUUUUGUCAAAAGGGACAAUUUGUCUGGAUCAUAAACACAGCAUCCAGAUAGUCUUUUUCUUCUCAUUUUCUUUUUUAAUUGUGAUAAAGAAAACAUUCCGUUUGAGUUUUUAUUUGAUAUUUGACAUUGUCAUUCCUCUUUUAUUUUUGCCACAGACAGCCAGGCCCAUUUUUUGUUGGUUUAGAAGGGCCGUUGUUAAUUUUUUUAGUGUUUUCCUUUACCACCUCUGUAGUGUUUUUUUUUGUAUUUGUUCUUUUAUUUUGCAUGGUUUGUGUGAUGGCAUGCCUAAUGUUUGUCUUUGUAACAUAUUUGCACACCAGAAUAGCACUGGAGAACUUCAAUGUUUUAUGGCAUCUUCGAUAACCAUGAUGGAACAUUUUUGUUUUCUUUCUUUUUCUGUCAGAAGAAUUAGAAAGUGAGAUGCUUUUUGUGUCUUCAGAAAAAAAAUCACAGAUGUGCUUUUUAAUUGUAAAAACUGAACAACUUAAACAUUUGAAUAUUUUACAAAA